ACGUUGGACACUUUGCUUAUCCAGGAGCAUUAACAAUAUGUCUAUAUCUUCAAAGGCAUCCGCGGGGCAUUUCACCAUCCUAUAUUUUGCCUCCGCAAGCUCCUAUACGUCGAAGGAUUCGGAGAUCUUGCAGGCCCCUCUUCCGCUGUCGAAGUUAUUCGAGACACUCGAGGAACGAUAUCCUGGAAUAAAAGCUAAGGUAUUGGAGAGCUGUCUAGUCACAGUAAAUCUGGAGUAUGUUGAUGUGACCGGAGAAAGCGCUGGAGACCAAACCAUAAUCCAGGAAGGUGACGAGGUUGCAAUCAUCCCCCCUGUGAGCUCCGGUUGAGCAACAUAUCGAGACUAUGCCUAUUCUAAGGCAUAAGUUUGUUCUGGACCUUCUCACUUGAAUUAUUAUCAGCCAGGGGACCUGAAGGUUUGAAAAACAUGUAUUAGCGGGGUUUCGUCUACAGUGCCGGUUCUGGAGUUAUUGCUGGGAUAAUGCUGGGACUGAUUACA
Amorphotheca resinae ATCC 22711 is the source of this 498-nucleotide messenger RNA. RefSeq lists its product as hypothetical. Gene Ontology annotation, biological process: Mo-molybdopterin cofactor biosynthetic process. Gene Ontology annotation, cellular component: cytosol. The transcript is spliced from 2 exons. The record is from RefSeq and is a predicted model, not a curated record. NCBI's taxonomy places the organism in Eukaryota, Fungi, Ascomycota, Leotiomycetes, Helotiales, Amorphothecaceae. The coding region runs from base 38 to 328 and encodes 96 amino acids.